AUGCUCUUUUGGUAUCACAUCAUUUCCGAGACAUCACUCUCCCCAGAAGGAGGUGGGCGAGAAAGCGCUGGCGAUAGUAGCAAUGCUGAUGCCCCGACGGACAGGCCUCCCAAGGUCGGAGAGUUUGAUGUCCUCCCGACCAAAGUACAGGUCGGAUUGUUGGAUAUAGACCCAGAAGACCAGGCGAUUAUGCGUCGUGCCGUUCUCCUUCGUGAGUUACGGGCUAUGGAACAGGCAAUAGCCGAAUUUUCGUACGAAAUCGAGCCGGCUGAGAGUGUGGAACCGAAUUACAUAGCACAGCGCGCAAAGAAGUGGUCAUUGGCUAGCAUCUCUUUCAUUAAAGAAGAGUUGGAUACUGUUAUUCAAAAAGUAGAGCAACCUUGA
Molecule: messenger RNA, 384 nt
Organism: Clonostachys solani
Lineage: Eukaryota; Fungi; Ascomycota; Sordariomycetes; Hypocreales; Bionectriaceae
Source: the annotation of a GenBank genome assembly